Messenger RNA from Homo sapiens (human), 5114 nucleotides. RefSeq names its product CCR4-NOT transcription complex subunit 8 (gene CNOT8). Gene Ontology annotation, cellular component: CCR4-NOT complex; cytoplasm; nucleus. The record is from RefSeq and is a predicted model, not a curated record. Bases 2883 to 3761 code for a protein of 292 amino acids. Gene Ontology annotation, biological process: miRNA-mediated gene silencing by mRNA destabilization. The transcript is spliced from 7 exons. NCBI's taxonomy places the organism in Eukaryota, Metazoa, Chordata, Mammalia, Primates, Hominidae. Gene Ontology annotation, molecular function: nucleic acid binding; poly(A)-specific ribonuclease activity.
CGUGUGUAAGGGGCAGGGUGUGUGAGGAGGAGAGGAACCCCAGCAAAGAGUAGUAAUAAUAAUGGCCACCGUCACACGAUAAUAUUCGAGUAAUAUGUGCGGGGACUUUACAAAGCAUCUCAUAUGCUUCAUUUUAACUUCUACUCCAAUCCUCCGAGGUGCGUACUGUUAUCAAACCCAUUUUACAAGAUAGGAAAACCGAGGCACGAAAUAGAUUAAGUGGCUUAUGCAAGGACACACGACUACUACGUGGCCUGGCCUGGCUUCGAACUUAGUUAUCUUAGUCCUAAGGCCCGUAAUUUUAACUUUGCUUUACCAAACAAAAACAGAAGAAGAAUGGCGUGUCAGAAGGAGGAGGACUGAGUGUGAUUUGAAGUGGAAGGAUGAUGAUAAACGAGAAGAGAAUGAUGAUGGGAGACGGAGUAGUGGGGAGGAGGACCUGAAUUUGGAAUCUUGCGGGCCUCCCCCUUCUAAAUCGCCGCCUCUUCCUUAGUUCUUGCGGCCCCAUAACUUUUUCUUGGUGUUCUAUGGCUUUAUGAAUGGAGGAGCCAACUCACAGACCUGGGCCAUUCGGGUGGUUUUAAGAAGUUUGAACUGCGGUUCAAUCCAGGGCAGUGCCUUGAGACACUGUUUGGAGGUAAGGGAGGGUCAGAGGAUCCUCUUAAACGCUGCUGCUAUUUAUUUCUUCAAACGUGCCACUUCCUUUUCUAUCAUAUCUAUGCACGGCAAAGCCUUUGUUCAGUCCUCUAGAAUAAGGAAGUGAUGUUUAUUGUUUCCUUGUACACUUGGGCUUAAACGAACAAAAUCAGACUCAACGUUUCUUUUCCCGAGCAAGGCCUUGAUUGCUUGCAGAGAAAACUUUCCUGUGGCUUUAUCAUUAGUUGCCCUUCAGAGCUUUCCUGUGUAAAUAAGAAGCUAUGUUUUGGAGAAGUUUACACCGUAGAUGAACGGGAGCGAUCUGAACAUACUGCACUGCAGGUCAACACAGAGCAGGGACUUCAGUAAUUCAUAGGUGUGAGUGUGUUUGUGAAAACCUUUCCUUCUUGCACAGUUUUCUGUGUAGCUCAUGUGGGAGUCAAGUUUUUAAGUCAGCCCGUGAGGCAAACAUUGUAUGUAAUAAAAAUUAACCCUUAAAAAUUCCUAGGAAGGUGCAACGCUUGAGAUUAGCAUCCUGUUUCUGACUACAUCCUGGACGGUUUUUCCUUCAGUUUUGAAACUUGUUACUGUUGCUUUGGUUGUAACCCAGAUAAGUAAUUAGAUUACCUUUAGGGGCUGUGUUGUGCAAAUAAGCAUAUUUGAAAGCCAUAGAGUUGUGAUGCGCUGUGAGAUGCUUGCCCUGAGGAGGCUUAAAAGGAGGAAGACAAACCCCUAUCUUAGGCUCAUUUUGGAGCAUGUGCUUACAAAGUGGAAAGUGGCAGGCAGAAUUGCUGGUAUGAUGAUGAUGAUGAUGAUGAUUUUUUUGAGACGUGCUCUUGCUCAGUCGCUGAGGCUGGAAUGCAGUGGCGUAAUCACAGCUCACUGCUGCAGCCUUGACUUCCUGGGGCUCAAGUGAUCCUCCCAGCUCAGUCUCCUGAGUAGCUGGGACUGCAGGCACACACUACCAUGCCUGGCUAAGUUUUUGUACUUUUUGUAGAGACGGGGUCUCACUUUGUUGCCCAGGCUGGUCUCGAACUCCUGGCUCAAGUGAUUCUGCAGUCUCAGCCUCUCAAAAGUGCUGGGAUUACAGGUGUGAGCCACUGCCCUUAUCCUGCUGGUAUUUAAGUUGCUAUUUUAUUUUAUUUUUUGGCCAGCAUAUGCAGUAAUUUGACUUGCUAAAUUAAAUGUGCAUAGUGCGAUUCCUCUUUAAUUUUUGAGUGGCACUACAUUCAGGGGCUUGCAAGCUAUUGUUUACUUCCCCACAGAUCCUAGCUAACUUUGGAGCAAAAAUGGCUUACAUAUUUUUGCCAACUGUCUGGCUUCGGCAGUCCCCAUAUAUAUGCCAGAUAUGUAUAACAGUGGUUAGCUUUUUAAAAACCAAUUCUCUUUUAAAUGGAAGUUAAAGGCGUCUUUUGGUUGUGUGGGGUUUUUUGUUGUUGUUGCUUUUGCUUUUACGGAAACAUCUCUCAAAAACUCAGGAGUGAUACACCCACUUCCUCCAAAGUAGUUAUGGUUAUGUUUGAAAUGACACCAAAAAUGAAGGGUAUUAUUUCAGUUAGGGAAAUAAGGAAGUACCACCGAUUUAACAUUAUAUGGGUAUAGAAAAUGGUUUUAAGGCCUUUUGCAGGGGAGAAAUCUUAAGCAAGUUUAGGAAUCUAAAAUUCUGAGUCGAAACAUUUUCUGAAUUAUGGUCAGAUAGUGUAAUUUACUCCACAUUCAUUCUGAACUUCUCUCUUUUCCUGAUCUUUAUUGUUCUUUUGCAAGCCUGUAAUAGAACAAAAACAAGAGAAGAAAUUUAUUCUGGCUUUAAGAAGUUUCUACUAUGUUUUUUGGGGGAGAUGCCACAUAGUCUACUUAAGUUUAAUUACUGUAAUUACAGAGAAAAAUCUGUGGAAGUAUAGGAUACCUUGAAUAAAUGGAAUCUUCAAGGUUUGCUGGCAAACCAACAGUUUGAUUUCUCAGAAGUUUCUUAGAGAAAUGAUGCCAGUUUUGUUUUGCUCCAGAUUCUCAUUGUUGCAUCUGCCAAUCUUGAAAAUAGGAAGCAAAGAUUUUCCUUGCUCUGUCCCUUGGGAACCACUUACAUUCGUUUUACUGUUUCUAGGAAAUUUUCUUUAAAUAUAUACAUUAGAGCCCACUAUUGUGUUGUGGAUCCAUGCAGUGGGCUUGCCUUAGAAAUCAGACCAAACAUUGUCUGGCUUGCACUGUAAAACUAGUUAGCUGAAGACGACUUCUCAGGUUUCUUCAGGAUGCCUGCAGCACUUGUGGAGAAUAGCCAGGUUAUCUGUGAAGUGUGGGCCAGUAAUCUAGAAGAAGAGAUGAGGAAGAUCCGAGAAAUCGUGCUCAGUUACAGUUAUAUUGCCAUGGACACAGAAUUUCCAGGUGUUGUGGUGCGACCAAUUGGUGAAUUUCGUAGUUCCAUAGAUUACCAAUAUCAGCUUCUGCGGUGCAAUGUUGACCUUUUAAAAAUUAUCCAGCUGGGCCUUACAUUCACAAAUGAGAAGGGAGAGUAUCCUUCUGGAAUCAAUACUUGGCAGUUCAAUUUCAAAUUUAACCUUACAGAGGACAUGUACUCCCAGGAUUCCAUAGAUCUCCUUGCUAACUCAGGACUACAGUUUCAGAAGCAUGAAGAGGAAGGGAUUGACACACUGCACUUUGCAGAGCUGCUUAUGACAUCAGGAGUGGUUCUCUGUGACAAUGUCAAAUGGCUUUCAUUUCAUAGUGGCUAUGAUUUUGGCUAUAUGGUAAAGUUGCUUACAGAUUCUCGUUUGCCAGAAGAGGAACAUGAAUUCUUUCAUAUUCUGAACCUUUUCUUCCCAUCCAUUUAUGAUGUGAAAUACCUGAUGAAGAGCUGCAAAAAUCUUAAGGGAGGUCUUCAGGAAGUUGCUGAUCAGUUGGAUUUGCAGAGGAUUGGAAGGCAGCACCAGGCAGGCUCAGACUCACUGCUGACAGGAAUGGCUUUCUUUAGGAUGAAAGAGUUGUUUUUUGAGGACAGCAUUGAUGAUGCCAAGUACUGUGGGCGGCUCUAUGGCUUAGGCACAGGAGUGGCCCAGAAGCAGAAUGAGGAUGUGGACUCUGCCCAGGAGAAGAUGAGCAUCCUGGCGAUUAUCAACAACAUGCAGCAGUGAUGGCGCCAGGCUCUGCAGGGUGGGCCUGAUCCCAGAGUGGUGCUUACUGUGCUGACUGUGUACUUAUCUUCCCCAAGAGAAAAUGCUUCUUUUGAGCACACUGUACCUACCAUCUGCAUUGAGCAGAAAGACUUUUGUUUUACUGAAGACAAAAGAUGUUUUUAUUUUAGACCCAGAAGAGAGGAGUUUGCUCUGAAUUUGUAAAUAAGUCUUCCCCAUUCCUCAUACUCGAGCCUCUCCUCUCUGGUUGCCUCCUGCCACCAGCAUCCAUGGCUCAUUUGACACCUUUUUAAAUAUCAGGACAAGUCUGAAACAAAGUAGUAAAAUGUAUAUAACUCUUACCUGUUGUCAUUCUUUUUCUUUUAAAUUUGUUGCUAAUCUCUGAUAAUGAAGAUUCUUACUCUGAUUCUCAGCUGAGCUGUGAGGGCUUCCAGGGAAAAUGGAACAAAAUGGUGUUCUUAGGUAAUGGGUUGUAGAUACUGAGUCUUCCUUUCCUUUUCUGACCCUUCUCGAGGACAUUUGCUUUCCUCACACUUUUGUAGUCUCUCUUUACAUAUUACUAUAUGGAAAUGAAUUGCUCUGUGCUGAAAUUUGAAGACCAGAUAAUGAAACUGAAAAGCAAACAAUUUUACUGAAUCUGUCUACCCUUCAUUCAUGAGAACUCCAGAAUGAGUGUUGACCACUGAAGCAUCUUUUAAGUCUGUGUUCCAUUGUGCCAUUCAGGUUUGCUGUCACAUAUGCAUCAUCUGAAAUCAUUUGAAAUUUUUGUACAAUAAAAUAUCCUGGAUUUGAUCCUGAAGGAAACUAGUAAGAUCAGAUUUUUGGGUCAUGUCUGUUGUAUUUUCAGUAAUGUGAUUUCAGAUGGUCAUCUGGAUUCUCCCACUUCUCUACUCCAUUAUUUCUCUACUUUUCCUUCCAGCAAACCUGAAACGUGAGGGAGAUGGAUUAAUGUGAGUAACAGGAAUGUGUCUUUAAAAAGCUAGAGUGGUUACAUUUAAUCAGGCAGUAAGAUAAUUUGGGUUCUUGAGUUGUUUUGGAGUAAUAUCCCACAACUGGGGUAGGAAGCUCAGGACUUUUUUCUUUAAAGCUAGUCAUUUCAAAAGCAUAUUGUAUUUUUUUGAAUGACUACAGUAUGGACAAUUUCAAAAACCAAAACCCACUUUGGAUUGGUGGAAGUAAAAACUGGUAACUCACUCAAGUGAAUGAAUGGUCUUGCAUUUUAAAAGCUUAUGGGAAACUCAAUUUGAAAUGAUUAGAAAAUGUCAAGUAUUAUAAGCUGGUAUUUAAGAUGCUUGUAAAUACUAUUUAUGUUUUUAAUUUUGUAAAAUAAAGAUUUCUUUUUAACCACUGGCA